Molecule: messenger RNA, 1257 nt
Organism: Cydia strobilella
Lineage: Eukaryota; Metazoa; Arthropoda; Insecta; Lepidoptera; Tortricidae
Gene: NijA
Product: ninjurin-A
Exons: 7
Coding region: 115-999 (294 amino acids)
Biological process (GO): tissue regeneration; cell adhesion
Cellular component (GO): membrane
Source: RefSeq, a predicted model, not a curated record
CAGUGUUGCUACAACAUCCGCGUGAAGCGCACGCCUCGCGCUCCAAAAUUACGCGAUUUAAAUUGUAAAUAAAUAAAAACUUAUUGAGACAAAUUAUUGGUGUCAGUGAAUAAUAUGGCUACGGAAACAAAGUUGGAUAUAAUUUCGGAGUCUCCGAAGCGGUCGCCGAAGUUAGUGAGCCCGUUGGACCAUGAAGCCGUGGAAAUGGUUUUUGGGAAGCCGACAUCGCUGAAAGUAGAGCCGGAGGUGCAUGCUAAGGGUGAAAAAGAUAAGGAUCCGCACGUGACCCUCAAGGACAAGGACUCGGAGCCUUCGCAGCCCCUGCUGGAGCCACAUCGAGAGAAGCAGCAACCGCCGCUAGCUGGUCCCGAGGUAGAUGACCUGGAAGGGACUCCAGCAGCCCCCGCACCGUACCCCGGCAUCGAUGACGGGCUACUGGAACCAAACGACAAGAAACUAGAACUUGAUGCAGACAGCGAUGAGUCACACAAGGAGCCGCCGGACUCGGAGCAAGAGGGUAAAUGGCUGUGGCCGUCCGGGGACGACGAGCCCGACUAUCCUGAUGGCGUUCACGGUUUUAGCAACGGACUGGACACGCGGUUUGGUGUUGACCGUCCUGGGUCUCCGUUUCCACCAGGGUCGAUCCCCGAUGUGAACACCUACCAGCAGAAGAAGAAUUUGGCCCAAGGCAUGAUGGACUUGGCUCUUCUGUCAGCCAACGCGAACCAGCUCCGAUACGUCCUCGAGUCUUCCAACGUGCACCCAUACUUUUACCCGAGCCUGGCGUUUAUAUCCAUCAGCAUCCUACUGCAGAUAGCAGUAGGCGUAGGGCUGAUAAUGAACAGCCGUUACGACGUGAACGACAAGAAAGACAUCUGCAAGGCGGACAAGAUCAACAAUAUGACGGUGCUGGGCGUGUUCCUCGUCACCAUCGUCAACGUGUUCAUCACCUCGUUCAGUGUGGCCACGCCGCAGACCACGGCUAUAAAUGGCGUUUAAGCCCUCGAAUACCGGAACGCGGAUCCGCGUACGAGGAAACUAUUAGAAAAAAAAAACCCGGCACACGAGAGGUAUGACCGCAGGCAACGAGACCACCUCUACUACUAGACGGAGCACAUUAAGACAAUCGAGGUCACCACACAUAAACGCUCCCGCACAAAUUUAGUAUGGGAGCGCGAUCGUUUAUUUCAAAGUAAGCUUUAUGGGCGUACCUGGGAUGUUAUGAAACUAAUAAGUAAAGCCCUUGCUAGACGGACG